UUAGAAAGAUAAAUGCGACACACACACGGGUGCACAUAUAAGGAAAUAAACCAUGAACAACGCAUCCGUAUAUUUUUUGAAUAGUGCAUUGCAUUGCAAAAAUAUAGUUAUUUAAUAAGAUACUAUCAAUACUAACUGUACUACAAAUAUACUAAGUUACAUUUCUGAUUAAUUUUUGGUUUUAACAUUGGUUUUAAUUUUUGGUUUUAACAUUGGUUUUAACAUUUACAGAAUAAUUCCAAUAAUUCAUGACUAUAUGCAGUUGUAAAUCAUCCUGAACGCAAAGAGAAUUAUAACGGUUUCAAGUGAAUUUUUGGAUUAAUUGAUUUUAUUUAAAAACCGAGUCUGCUGAAUGACAUUAACAUUUAGAUAAAGUCUUCAGGGUAAAAUAAUAUAUUUCUCACAAAAUGGAGUAAGUGAUUUUUGUUCCAGAAAUCUACAUACAGACGGACCCACGGGCACACACACACGCACGCGCGUGAGUAUAUUCACACAGUUUCUUUGUAUAAUUUGCCGUUAACACUCCAUAGUAAAGAUAUGGAGGCCUUUGCUCGAGCUCCGGAAGAAUUGCCUGAUAAGCAGCCUAUGAAUAAAACUUGGAGAAUGUGGAAACAACAGUUUGUUAUAUUUUUGAAAACUGCCAAACUAGAAGAAAAAAGCAGCGAAGCAAAGGCCAAUUUAUUGUUGAAUACAAUUGGAAAAUUGGGAAUUGAAGCAAUGCAAGAAUUUCCAGAUGUUGAUCUCGAUAAUUAUGACGCCAUAUUGCAAAAACUUGAUGAGAUUUUUGAUCCACCGAAGAGAGAGAUCGAAGAGCGUUAUAAAUUCUUUACAAGGUCCAAGAAAAAUAAUGAAUCAAUUGAAGCUUACAUUAGUGAUUUGGAAGAGAAAUCUAAAACUUGUAAUUUCGAAAAUUUAACUUCAAGUUUGAUUAGGGAUAUGAUUGUAUUGAAUAUCAAGGAUGAGAAUAUGAGGAAACUGUUCUUUGUAAAAGAAAAUUUAGACUUGAAUAAUCUAGCAUUAUUUUACAAACAAUGUGAAGUUCAAGCGGAAAAAAUUAAAGAAAUAUCAAAGAAUUCACAGCCUGAAACUUCUGAUAAUAAAAUCAAACACGUUUGCUGGAGAUGUGGAAUAACACAUGCAAUAAGAAAUUGCCCUGCGUUCAAUAUCACUUGUGAAAAAUGUAAUGAAAAGGGACAUUUCACUCAGAGAUGUGGUAAUAAAAUUCGAACCAGUAACAAUCCUUGCCAUGCAAAUCUAAAAAAAAUUAUUAACAAAACUAAGACUAUUAAUAUUAAAAGUCCACUCAAUGUAAUUAAAAAAAAAUAAGCUCAAGAAGUGAAUGGUAUUAUGAUUUAUCAGUAAUGCAUACGUUGAAUCAAUAUUAAUUGGGUUGUAUUGAUAUGUAAUUUUAAAAAAUGGAAGAUUUUUCAAUAUAUAAGGUCAAAUAUGUAGUUCGUUUUAUAUACGUUUCUUAGAAUCCGCAUAAUUUUAUUACAGAAAAAUGUAUUUAUUUACAUUAUUUUGCAUUCUAGCUUUAUCAUCCAACUCGUGUAAGAUAAUAAUAUUUACUAAAAAGUGAAAUAUUACCAGAAAAAAUGAUUUUUUGUACUGUAAGUUAUUAAAAACUAAAUCAAACGUAAUAUUCAAUGACUCGCUGUAAUAUCCAUUACAUAUAAUAAGUUAAAAUAAAAAUUAUGUAUGUCCAUUUUUGAAAAUUUCGAAAAAGUUUUAAUACUCGAAGUGGAUUUUAAGUCUAAAGAAACUCGAACUCGGCCGAGCUGUAGUUACAGCCAAGCGAGUUUGCUGAUUUUUUGUAACAAUCUACUUUUUGAUCAAAUGCUAUUACACAUUCUAUGAAAGUCACUACAUAAAAAUAUACACUUGAAAAAAUUGUGUUGAAUCAAAUUACGAUUAAUCUGAAGUAAACCGCAGUAACUGCAUAAUAGUAUGUAAAUUGAAACUUAAAACAAUGAAAGAAGUUAUAAAUAUAUAUUUGCUGUAAUAAGUUAUAAAAAUUAUUAAUCUUCAUUGAAUCAAAUUAAAUAAAAGUAUUUUCUUUUCACACGA
Molecule: messenger RNA, 2067 nt
Organism: Phymastichus coffea
Lineage: Eukaryota; Metazoa; Arthropoda; Insecta; Hymenoptera; Eulophidae
Exons: 4
Coding region: 538-1326 (262 amino acids)
Source: RefSeq, a predicted model, not a curated record